AUGAACGACGUUGUGGGGGGAUUGUUUGCGCUCGUGACGUUGUGGGUGAUUGUGCGCAUUAUUGGAGGUGCAGCCAGACAAACCCAUGGAUCCGCCCUCACCCAGCCAUCACCGGAGGCUGUCCAGGCCGUCCGGUCCAUGUUUCCAGAUAUUCCGGAGGCAUCCAUCCGCUAUGAUCUGUCGUUAAGUGGCAGUGCAGAAGUAACUUGCGAGCGAAUCCUGCAGCAGGGGUACCUUCCAUUACCGCCCCCCGGCUUUCCAGGUGCUGACGAAGCUCGCCAGGCGGUAUCCGAGGACUAUCAACGGCGCCAGACGCCAUCCACGUCAGCGGCUGCUACUGCCUCCGCCACCAAAGCUGCAUCGUCUACUUCCUCGAAUCUCAUAUCGCGAUUCCACUUGGAAAGUCGCCUGCACGAGCCACAUACCACACCGAAAGGCAAGGAGCCAGCCGCUGUGGCAUGGUCUCCCAACGCGCAGGAUCGCCAACAGAGCUUACAGGAACGAAAAGCGCAAAUGAUUCUCCAGGCACGUAAGCGCUUGGAAGAACGUCGUUCAGAGUGA
Messenger RNA from Malassezia restricta, 561 nucleotides. Its product is annotated as coupling of ubiquitin conjugation to ER degradation protein 1. NCBI's taxonomy places the organism in Eukaryota, Fungi, Basidiomycota, Malasseziomycetes, Malasseziales, Malasseziaceae. The transcript has 2 exons. The record is from RefSeq and is a predicted model, not a curated record. Gene Ontology annotation, molecular function: ubiquitin binding. Bases 1 to 561 code for a protein of 186 amino acids.